AUGCUAUUUGCUUCCACACGCAUUAGGAACAUUACAAAGAGUGCACCGCUCCACAACCAGAUGAGAAAACUCCACAAGCAGUCAGCAGCUCUACGGAGGUUCCACUGCUCUAGCACUGGUCAGUCUCGCGCAAAGAAGUGCGAAAUGUGUGAAAGUACAGAAAUCAGUCAGCAGCUCUACGGAGGUUCCACUGCUCAGCACUGGUCAGUCUCGCGCAAAGAAGUGCGAAAUGUGCGAAAGUACAGAAAUCAGAAAAUGCCAGGGAGUAAUGGUCUAAAUAUCAUGCCAGAAAAAGAGAACGGAUUGAUGGCUACCCCCAACUUCAUGACGUUCCUGGCCAAAAUGCUGUUGAACGCCGAGUCAGUGGUACCACCAGAUGCCUCGUGA
Spodoptera exigua (beet armyworm) is the source of this 387-nucleotide messenger RNA. The record is from the annotation of a GenBank genome assembly. Lineage: Eukaryota; Metazoa; Arthropoda; Insecta; Lepidoptera; Noctuidae.